Molecule: messenger RNA, 2590 nt
Organism: Mytilus trossulus (common blue mussel)
Lineage: Eukaryota; Metazoa; Mollusca; Bivalvia; Mytilida; Mytilidae
Product: protein O-mannosyl-transferase TMTC4-like
Exons: 17
Coding region: 131-2440 (769 amino acids)
Biological process (GO): protein O-linked glycosylation via mannose; endoplasmic reticulum unfolded protein response
Cellular component (GO): endoplasmic reticulum
Molecular function (GO): mannosyltransferase activity; protein binding
Source: RefSeq, a predicted model, not a curated record
CUAGAUGCUCGGGGUCUGCAGGAAUGGUUUUACAUUUCUUGAUGAUACCUGCGGCCACUAAGAAACGAGUUUUGACAUUUCUACUUCCAACCAGGAGACCAACAGAGGGACUGAGUAGAUGAUGUAAGCCAUGAAUAGACAGCAGCAGAAUGGAAUUGGUCACAAGAAAAGUUUCAAUGGACUAAAUGGACACUACGUAGAACCCUCAUGGCCUUUAGUAGAGACCUGGGAUGAUGUUAUUCCAUUACCUAGACUAUCCUUUAAAAGAUCUGCAUGGAUUGUAUUUACCUUAGCUGUACUCUGUUUUGCCAACAGUUAUGAUGGUGAUUUUGUGUUCGACGAUAGUGAAGCAGUGACAGGCAACAAAGAUCUGAAGCCAGAAACACCAUUAUUGUCAUUAUUUCAUCAUGACUUCUGGGGAAGAAAACUUGACUCCAAAACUAGCCAUAAGUCAUAUAGACCACUUACAGUGCUGACAUUCAGAUGGAGUUACAGUUUAGCAGGUGGUCUCUUUCCUAUGAACUUCCACAUCAUCAACAUCAUACUCCAUGGAAUUGUAUCUGUGUUAAUGUUAGCCACAUUCUCUUUACUGAUGGCAGGAUGUGAGAUCAGAGAUGGUAGACCUGUCUUUGGUUGUCCCAGAGCUGCACUGUUUUCUAGUGUUUUAUUUGCAGUUCAUCCAGUUCAUACUGAAUCAGUUGCAGCUGUUGUUGGAAGAGCAGAUCUGUUAUGUGCAUUAUUUUUUAUAUUGUCAUUUCUUGGCUACAUCAAAGCUUGUUUAAAAGAUGUUGAUGAUGAAUCAUUAUACAGACCAUCUACAGUAUCCAUCUUAUGGUUAAUAGUCAGUGUGUUACUGUGUGGUCUGUCUGUGUUGUGUAAAGAACAGGGGAUCACAGUUAUUGGCAUAAUAAGUGCUUAUGACAUUCUUAUAAUAUGUAAAAUAGAUCUGUUAGAAACAAUUGGCUUCAAAAGUCAGACUGAAACCAAAACUGAUGAACAGGAGUUUGUCAAACCAUGGAAGAAAUGUUUAUUGUUUCGUCACAUAAUUUUAUUGAUCUCAGGCCUCAUUAUUCUGACCACUAGGUGGAGAAUAAUGGGUUCUACUACACCAACAUUCCAAGUCUUUGAUAAUCCACAUUCCUUUGUUAAUGGAUCACUUUUUAGGGCAUUAAAUUAUAAUUAUUUAUAUAGUAUAAACAGCUGGUUGUUAGUUAAUCCCUGGUGGCUGUGUUUUGAUUGGUCAAUGGGAUGUAUUCCUGUGAUAGAAUCUCUUUCUGAUUGGAGGAUUAUGGUUGUGAUUGUGUUUUGGAUAGUAUUAGCAUUUUUAUUGUUCACAUCUUUGAAUGGAAUUAUGAACCAACAGAAAAGAAAUGUAACUAUGGCAUUAGCAUUCCUAAUCAUACCAUUUCUACCAGCUACAAACUUAUUUUUCCGUGUUGGUUUUGUGAUAGCAGAGCGAGCACUUUACCUUCCAACAGCAGGAUUCUGUAUUAUUGUUGUGACAGGAGUUAGUAAAUUAUGUCAAGAUAAAGAAAAAAGAGAGAUGAUUAAAUAUUGUAUAUACUACCUAGUAAUGAUGUUUGUAAUAAGAUCGGUUCAUAGAAGUGAUCAAUGGAGACAAGAAAUGUCAUUGUUCCUGUCUGGUGCUAAAAUGUGUCCACUUAAUGCUAAGGUUCACUAUAAUAUUGCUAAGCUGAAUGGUGAUAAAGGCAAUGCUGAUAUAGCUAUUGAGAAAUACAGACUUGCAAUAGAAUUAAAUGAAGAAUAUGACCAAGCAAUGAAUAACCUAGGAAAUAUAUUAAAAGAGAAAGGAGACUUGAUAGAAGCAGAAAAGUUAUUGUUACAAGCUGUUAAUAUUAGAGAUGACUUUGCAGCAGCUUGGAUGAAUCUUGGAAUAGUACAAGCCUCUUUACAUAAGAACAACUCAGCUGAGAAAAGUUACUAUACAGCAUUAAAACACAGACGAAGAUAUCCAGAUUGUUACUACAAUCUUGGAAAUAUGUAUCUUGAGAUGGGGAAAAACCAAUUAGCCAUACAAGCCUUCAGAAAUGCUACACAACAGAAACCAGACCAUGUUAAUGCCUGGGGAAAUAUGGUUAUUCUCCUAGACAAUAUAGGAUUAACCGCAGAAGCAGAAAAAGUUGGCAAAGAAGCUUUGCAAUAUAACAGUGAUCCUUCCUUAUUGUUUAACUUAGCCAAUGUUUUAGGGAAACAAGAUAAGUUUAAAGAAAGUGAAGUUGUCUUCUUGAAAGCUAUACAACAAAGUAAUAAAGAUUCAAGAAUGUAUGCUAAUUUAGGUGUUUUGUACCACAGAUGGGGUAAAUUUGAAGCUGCUGUUAAAGCCUAUACCACAGCAUUACAGUUAGAUCCAUCAUUAGAUACCACCAAGGAUAACUUACGGAUGGUCAAUAGAAAAAUGGAGAAGGCACAGAGAAAAUAACUGUUAAAAACCAUGAGAUUAAUUGUAUUCAAUUUGCCAAAUUUUGUAAAUUUUAAGUGAAAUUAUUUUAUUAUAUGAUAACUAUUACGAAGUCCUUAAAAUUGUUUGUAGAUAAAUAGAAAAGGAGUAAAAGUUUAAAGAAAAAUGAAU